Messenger RNA from Oryza sativa Japonica Group (Japanese rice), 1781 nucleotides. Its product is annotated as putative heat stress transcription factor B-4a. Gene Ontology annotation, molecular function: RNA polymerase II cis-regulatory region sequence-specific DNA binding; DNA-binding transcription factor activity. Gene Ontology annotation, biological process: regulation of transcription by RNA polymerase II. Gene Ontology annotation, cellular component: nucleus. Lineage: Eukaryota; Viridiplantae; Streptophyta; Magnoliopsida; Poales; Poaceae. The record is from RefSeq and is a predicted model, not a curated record.
GGGUGCGCCCCGCCCAUCUCUCGAUCCAUAUCGCGUUUCGCGAGUGAUUUCUGCCGCUGUUGCCGUGUGGCCUCUCACGGGCAAAUCCACCGUUUUUCUCGUCCGGCUGCCUACGCGCACCGAUCGAGCUGCAGGCAGGUGCAGACAGGCUGAAGGCUGGCACAUGCGUAUUCAGCUCACCCAGUUAUUAUUCCCUUCCCCUACACUGUGCUAGUACCAGUGUGUUGCUAGCUCCACGCAUGUUUCCCGAGGCUACCAGCAGCCACGCACAUGUCCAAACCCAGCCGAAACUAGCGAUAAAAGCCACGCACGCAUGGUUUUGAACCUCUGACACCAUCAUCGUCGCCGCUGCUCCUGGCUACGUCGUUGACGACGACGAUGGAGUGGGAGGAGGAGAGCGAGGCGGCGCGUCAGAAGGCGGCGGCGGCGUCGGCGUCGGUGGUGCCCGCGCCGUUCCUGACCAAGACGUACCAGCUCGUCGACGACCCCGCGACCGACCACGUCGUGUCGUGGGAGGACGACGACGGCGGCGAGUCCGCCUCCAGCUUCGUCGUGUGGCGGCCACCGGAGUUCGCCAGGGACAUCCUCCCCAACUACUUCAAGCACAGCAACUUCUCCUCCUUCGUCCGCCAGCUCAACACAUAUGGGUUUAGGAAGGUCGUGCCGGAGAGGUGGGAGUUCGCCAACGAGUUCUUCAGGAAGGGCGAGAAGCAGCUGCUGUGCGAGAUCCACCGGCGUAAGUCCGCGGCGGCAACGUGGCCACCGUUCCCGCCGCCGCCGCCGCCUUUCUUUGCCCCGCGCCAUUUCGCGGCCGGUGCCUUCUUCCGCCACGGGGAUGGCAUGCUCCAUGGCCGCUUGGGCGCGUUGGUGACGACGACGGAGCGGCGCCAUUGGUUUGAGAGCGCGGCGUUGCCGGUGGCGCCGUCGUCGCGGCUGCUCUCGCAGCUGGGGCCGGUGAUCGCACCGGCGCGCCGCGCGGCGGCGACGCCGGAGGAGGAGGCGCUGAUGCAGGAGAACCACCGGCUGCUACGCGGCAACGCGGCGCUGGUGCAGGAGCUGGCGCACAUGCGCAAGCUCUACAGCGACAUCAUCUACUUCGUGCAGAACCACGUGCGUCCCGUGGCGCCCAGCCCGGCCGCGGCGGCCGCGCUGCACGGCCUCGGCGUUCUACGGCCGCCGCCGGCGGGCGGGAAGGCGCCCGCGUCCGAGGUGCGCGGCGCCUCCGGCCGGAGCGCCACGUCCAGUAGCUCGCUCACGGUGGCCGAAGACCAGCCCACGCUGCUGGCUCUGCGGCUGCCGCGGACGACGGAGAAGAUCAUCAACGAGGUGUCCGGCGGCAACGGCGGCGGCAGCACCAAGCUGUUCGGCGUGCACCUGAGCAGCGCCGACGAGCAGACGUCAUCAGGCGCGAGCCGCAAGAGAUCACCGCCGCAAGAGCAGCCUCCUACGUCGCCGGCGCCGAAGCGGACGCUGGUGGUGGAGCACAGCGAGCUGAGAUUGAGCAUCGUGUCGCCACCGUAGCCAUGUGUGCAGUGUGCUUAGUUAGUACUUCACGUAGUAGUAUCUAGCUUGCCUAGUUUAGCUGGUUCAAUUCGUCUGUGUCAAUUUGUUUUCCAGAUUAAUGGCCAUUCUCGUUUUGCUCUGCUAAUGUGAUAUGAUGAACUGUUGAGCUUUAAGAGGAGCAGCAACGAUCUACUCCAAAUAGCUCAUUUAUCACACCAGUACUGUAGUUGAUUUUGCGCGGGAGACAGAAUUAAAUAAAGCAGUUAGUUUCUCUGAUA